AUGUUCUCAAACCAUCCUUUCCAAGGUAGAAAGCUUAGCGACCAAGAGCGUGCGCGUGUGUUGGAGUUCCAGGAGUCAAUCCACUACUCGCCGCGCUACUCGGACGACACGCACGAGUACCGGCACGUGAUGCUGCCGAAGGCCAUGCUCAAGGUGAUACCCUCCGACUACUUCAAUUCCGAGACCGGGACGCUGCGUAUCCUGACGGAGGACGAGUGGCGCGGGUUGGGCGUGACGCAGUCGCUGGGAUGGGAACAUUAUGAGUGCCACGCGCCGGAACCGCACAUUCUGUUGUUCAAGCGGCCACUGAACUUCGAGGCGGAACUGCGGGCGGCGCAGCAGCAGCAGUAUGGGCGGUAG
Messenger RNA from Eremothecium gossypii ATCC 10895, 360 nucleotides. It is a transcript of the gene CKS1, whose product is annotated as cyclin-dependent protein kinase regulatory subunit CKS1. The record is from RefSeq and is marked provisional. Gene Ontology annotation, molecular function: protein kinase binding; histone binding; ubiquitin binding. Gene Ontology annotation, biological process: regulation of mitotic cell cycle. The coding region runs from base 1 to 360 and encodes 119 amino acids. Gene Ontology annotation, cellular component: cyclin-dependent protein kinase holoenzyme complex; SCF ubiquitin ligase complex. The transcript has a single exon. NCBI's taxonomy places the organism in Eukaryota, Fungi, Ascomycota, Saccharomycetes, Saccharomycetales, Saccharomycetaceae.